UUCUUUAUAGGAAUAUUAUUUUCCCUCGUAUUUAGCCUAGCUACAUAAAUCCUAGCUUAAUUUUAGCCUCUUUUUUUUAUUGAAGCAUGGGAAAUAUUAGGGAGUUAAUGAAGGUGGAUGGACUCACUAAUGAUGAAGUUAAAAGUCAUUUACAGAAAUAUAGAUUACACACGAGAAGACCUAGUCCUUCAUCAAUUCACAACAAUCACCUCCACCAAUCACCACCACAAUUCAUGGUCGUCGGAGGAAUAUGGGUCCCACCACCGGAAUACGCUGCCGCCAUAGCCGCUGCAGCACCAGCGGCCUCGGGCGAAGCGUCGGGAGUUGCCAACUCAAAUGGAAUCUAUGCCCCUAUUGCCACCCAUCCAAAGGGUCCACUCCAUGAUCAUGCAUCUGGAGGAACCCUAAAACAAUUAAGGCAACACAACAAGAAGUCGUCGCGCUCAGGGCAACACAACAAGAAGUCGUCGCGCUCUGAGCGCGACGACAGCUACUGUCACAGUGAUGGUGGCGACGUGCAUUCGAAUUCUCCGGCGACGUCCUCUUCUACACAUACCACUACUGCUUCACCAGCUUACUAAAAAAAGUUUAGAAUUUUUUUUGUAAUAUAUUUUAUUUUUCAUCUUUUCCACGAUAAAAGUAGAAAGUCAUAUAGAGUUAAUUUUUCGGUUUUCUAGAAGUAAAAAAAAUAACUUAUCGUAUUUAUUUGUGUCUUUAGUUUAUAUUUUAAAAAAUAUAUAUCUUUUGUGAUAUCUUUUGAGGAUCUUUCAGACGCAUUUUGACAAU
This is a messenger RNA of Solanum dulcamara, 786 nucleotides long. RefSeq names its product transcription factor NIGT1-like. The record is from RefSeq and is a predicted model, not a curated record. The transcript has 2 exons. Gene Ontology annotation, molecular function: DNA-binding transcription factor activity; DNA binding. Bases 87 to 581 code for a protein of 164 amino acids. NCBI's taxonomy places the organism in Eukaryota, Viridiplantae, Streptophyta, Magnoliopsida, Solanales, Solanaceae. Gene Ontology annotation, biological process: regulation of DNA-templated transcription.